Molecule: messenger RNA, 2823 nt
Organism: Suncus etruscus (white-toothed pygmy shrew)
Lineage: Eukaryota; Metazoa; Chordata; Mammalia; Eulipotyphla; Soricidae
Gene: PPP1R13L
Product: protein phosphatase 1 regulatory subunit 13 like
Exons: 12
Coding region: 20-2530 (836 amino acids)
Biological process (GO): regulation of transcription by RNA polymerase II; positive regulation of cell differentiation
Molecular function (GO): transcription factor binding
Source: RefSeq, a predicted model, not a curated record
CCCCGCUCCGGCCGGCACCAUGGACAGCGAGGCUUUCCAGAGCGCCAGGGACAUUUUGGACCUAAAUUUCCAGUCCCUAGCCAUGAAGCAUAUGGACCUGAAGCAGAUGGAGCUGGACACGGCCGCGGCCAAAGUGGACGAGCUCACCAAGCAGCUGGAGUCGCUCUGGUCCGACUCCCCAGCUCCCUCUGGCUCGCAGGCGGGAGCCCAACCUCGGGUGUCCCGCUACAGCUCCAGCCCCGUGUCUGAGCUCUUCAACAGCCGAGUGUCCCCAAGGAAGAGCAACGAUGGCGCGGAAGGCCCAUUCGGACGCUCCGAGAACGCCCCGGCCCUGCACCCCUUCAGCCCGCUGUCCCCCAAGGGCCGGCCUUCGUCCCCGCGCACCCCGCUCUACCUGCAACCGGAUCCCUACGGCAGCCUGGACCGGGCGCCUUCUCCCCGGCCCCGAACCUCCUACGAUGGCGCAGGCGGAGGCACCCUGGGCCGGGCGCCCUCCCCGAGGCCUGGAACCGGCCCAUUGCGCCAACAGGGACCCCCCGCGGCCUUCGACUUCCUGAGUCGCGCCGGAUCCCCUCGUGGCAGCCCCCUGGCCGAGGGACCCCAGGCCUUCUUCCCCGACCGAGGACCCUCCCCGCGACCCCCAGCCGCUGCUUACGAGGGGCCCCUGGCGGCUUUUGGGAGCCCCUUGCUGGGCACGGGCAGUAGCGCCUUUGCCCCACCUCUGCGCGCUCAAGAUGACCUAACACUGCGCCGGCGGACCCCCAAAGCCUGGAAUGAGUCCGAUCUGGACGUGGCCUACGAAAAGAAAUCUUCCCAGACUGCCAGCUAUGAACGCCUGGAUGUCUUCCCUCGGCCGGCCUCUCCGGGCUUGCCACUGCUGCCUUGGAGAGAAAGCAGCCUUGAUGGGCUGGGGCCUUCCAGCAAGGACAACCUCACCAGUGCCACUCUACCCCGAAAUUACAAAGUCUCCCCUCUGGCCAACGACCGGCGCUCGGAUGUGGGAAGCUAUCGCCGAUCUCUGCCCUCAGCGGGUCCGGCAGGCACCCUGCCCCGCAACUGGCAGCCCGUCAGCCGGAUCCCCAUGCCCCCUUCCAGCCCUCAGCCCCGCGGUGCCCCUCGCCAGCGCCCCAUCCCGCUCAGCAUGAUAUUCAAGCUGCAGAACGCCUUCUGGGAGCACGGGGGCAGCAGGGCCAUGACUCCCGGCUCCCAAAUCUUCUCCCGACCGCCGCCCCCCAAGAUGCCCCUGCAACCCCAGGCACCUUCACAGCCCCAGUUGCCCCACCAGCCACAACCACAGCCACAAGUGCCGCCCCAGGCCCAACCCCAGCCUCAACCCCAGCCUCAACCCCAGCCUCCAGCCCCCUCCUCACUGCCCCCUCAGCAGACCUGGCCCCCAGUAAGCGAAGUGCCCCCCAAGCCCCCCACUGAGAUGGAGCCUGAGCCCGAGCUGGAGGGGUUGUUGACCCCAACUCUGGAGGCCGUGGAGGCGGAUGAGGCAGUCACACGACCCCUGAGCCCUACACGGCUGCAUCCUGCGCUGCCCCCCGAGGCCCAGUCGGUGCCCGAGCUGGAGGAGGUGGCACGGGUGCUGGCAGAGAUCCCCCGGCCCCUCAAACGCAGGGGCUCCAUGGAGCAGAGCCCGGCCAUGCCCCUGAUCCCCACCCACAAGAAGCAGUACCAGCAGAUCAUCAGCCGCCUCUUCCAUCGCCAUGGGGGGCCAGGGGGGCCCGAGCCCGACCUGACCCCCAUCACUGAAGGAUCCGAGGCCCGAGCAGGACCCCCAGCACCUGCUCCCCCAGCUCCUAUCCCACCCCCGCCCCCGCCACAGAGCAGCCCCCCGGAACAGCCGCAGAGCCUGGAGAUGCGCUCGGUGCUGCGGAAAGCAGGCUCCCCCCGAAAAGCUCGCCGCGCCCGCCUGAACCCGCUGGUGCUGCUCCUGGAUGCAGCGCUCACUGGGGAGUUGGAGGUGGUACAGCAGGCGGUGAAGGAGAUGAAUGACCCAAGCCAGCCUAACGAGGAGGGCAUCACCGCCCUGCACAAUGCCAUCUGCGGUGCCAACUACCCCAUCGUGGACUUCCUCAUCGGGGCGGGUGCCAACGUCAAUUCACCCGACAGUCACGGCUGGACCCCGUUGCACUGUGCCGCAUCCUGCAACGACACUGCCAUCUGCACGGUCCUGGUACAGCACGGCGCUGCCAUCUUCGCCACCACCCUGAGCGAUGGGGCCACUGCCAUCGAGAAGUGUGACCCUUACCGGGAGGGAUACGCAGACUGUGCCACUUACCUGGCAGAUGUGGAGCAGGGCAUGGGCCUGAUGCACGGUGGGGCUGUCUAUGCCCUCUGGGACUACAGCGCUGAGUUUGGGGACGAGCUGUCCUUCCGUGAGGGCGAGUCAGUCACGGUGCUGCGAAGGGAUGGACCCGAGGAGACCGACUGGUGGUGGGCCUCGCUGCACGGCCAGGAGGGCUACGUACCCCGCAACUACUUUGGGCUGUUCCCCAGAGUGAAGGCCCCAAGGAUUAAGGUCUAACCAGUUCCAGGUGAGACCCAAGGACACUGCCUGGCCCCAGACGCUGGCUCUAGGGACUGCGACUCUCCUGCACCCCCAAGCCCUGGCAGGGCUGGGUCCUGACCACCUGCUUCCUGCGUCCUGGAAGUUCUGAGGAGAAGAGGAGAGCCCCAGCCUUAAGUUUAGGAACCUGCCUUAGUUGUGGGGGAUCAGAGGGGGAUGCUGGGACUCAUAUGUGGGGUUCAGAGAUCCCUCGCCCAUUUGCCCAUCAGAUCCCACCCAAAGUGCCUCCCACUCAUUUUGCCAACCCCUCU